Lachnellula hyalina is the source of this 1584-nucleotide messenger RNA. RefSeq names its product putative alpha-L-arabinofuranosidase C (gene abfC). Gene Ontology annotation, molecular function: alpha-L-arabinofuranosidase activity. Gene Ontology annotation, biological process: polysaccharide catabolic process; L-arabinose metabolic process. NCBI's taxonomy places the organism in Eukaryota, Fungi, Ascomycota, Leotiomycetes, Helotiales, Lachnaceae. The record is from RefSeq and is a predicted model, not a curated record. The transcript is spliced from 4 exons. The coding region runs from base 1 to 1584 and encodes 527 amino acids.
AUGACGACCUUUACACGAAUUCCAGAAGGCGACACACCGACCAUCAGUGUUGACGUUUCCAGGAGAUUAUCAAAAAUCGAUCCAAAUAUAUAUGGAGGCUUCAUGGAACACAUGGGCCGCUGCAUCUAUGGUGGGAUAUAUGACCCCGGAAACCCCCUCUCAGACGCCAAUGGCUACCGCACCGACGUCCUCUCAGCUCUCCGUGAGCUCGACAUCCCCGUGAUUCGCUACCCAGGCGGGAACUUCAUUGCAACAUACCACUGGCAAGAUGGCAUCGGGCCCAAAGAAAACAGACCAGCGCGGCCAGAACUUGCUUGGCUAGGAACCGAAACCAAUGAAUUCGGGACUGAUGAAUUCAUGCACUAUCUCGGCGUCCUCAGCGAAGGCAAAGAAAAGCGUGUGGAACCCUACUUCUGCUUGAACUUCGGAACAGGAACUUUGGACGAAGCACUCGGUUGGGUCGAGUAUUGCAACGGCACGCGGAAUACGUACUACGCCAACCUGCGGCGCAAGAACGGCCACGAGGAGCCGUACAACAUCAAGUACUGGGCCCUCGGAAACGAGACAUGGGGGCCCUGGCAAGUAGGCCAGAUGACGGCUUCUGCGUAUGCGACGCAGGCUGCGCAGUGGGCGAAGGCGCUGAAACUCUUGGAUCCGAGUCUGUGUUUAAUACUGUGUGGGGAGACGGGAGUGGCGUCUUGGGAUUUUGAGGUGUUGAAGGAGUGUAUUUCUUUUGUGGACAUGCAUAGUAUCCAUCACUAUACUUCCUCGUCGGAACACCUCCUCAAUGCCACGGCUCCUCUAUCAGCAGAACGAGCUAUUGAAACUGCUGCUUCGCUGAUAGAUAUUGCGAGGAUCGAGAAGAAGAUUCCGAGUUCUGUUCCGAGAACUACGAUUUGCUUUGAUGAGUGGAAUGUUUGGGAUCCAGUAAGAGCGCCUGGUGAGGAGGGGGCGGAGGAGUGCUAUACGCUGAGUGAUGCGUUGGCGGUAGGGGUGUGGUUGAAUGUCUUUGUGAGACAGAGUAAAUAUGUGGGAAUGGCAAAUAUUGCACAAAGUGUCAAUGUGAUCAGUCCGUUGAUGACGAGUAAGGAUGGAAUUGUGAAGCAGACUACUUGGUGGCCGUUAUUAUUGUUCAGCAAAUACAUGCGUGGCUGGACGGUUGGCGUGCAUAUAACGGGGGGUGCCUAUGAUGGGGCUACUCAGCCGAGCUGGCUUCAGGGGGUAUUAGACCAGGGAGCGAGUUGGUUAGAUGUCAGUGCCUGUGUGAACGAGGAGGGAUGGCUGAGCUUGGUGGUGGUCAAUGUCAGUGAGGACAAAGAUUUCGAAGUUGAUUUAAAGGGUGCGGCGAAGGAUGUCCAAGCAUUUACCGUGUCUGGGCCGGGAGUGAAGGCUGUGAACGUAGAAGGGAAGGAUGAGGUUGGCGUAACAGAAAGCAAGUGGGACGGCGAGGGGAAAUAUAGGUUUGUGAAGCAUUCGAUUACUAUGCUGAGAUGGCAGACGGGAGAAAAGAUCAAGGAAGUUGUGAAAGGAGAGGGAGAACGAUUAGAUACAAGGAAAAUGGCAUGGAGUCAGAUAGAGGAGUAA